Lontra canadensis (Northern American river otter) is the source of this 2637-nucleotide messenger RNA. It is a transcript of the gene PRSS22, whose product is annotated as serine protease 22. Gene Ontology annotation, biological process: proteolysis. Lineage: Eukaryota; Metazoa; Chordata; Mammalia; Carnivora; Mustelidae. The transcript is spliced from 6 exons. The coding region runs from base 945 to 1892 and encodes 315 amino acids. The record is from RefSeq and is a predicted model, not a curated record. Gene Ontology annotation, molecular function: serine-type endopeptidase activity.
AUGAACAAAAGGACAGAGAUACGGUGGGUCUCAGAAGAGGAAUCGGCCUGCCCCUCCUGCUUGGGGUGGGGGCAUCAUGGGAUCGGGGCACUGAGUCGGAGGAACUGGUGGGGACCCCGGGUCACCGGGUCUCAUCUGGGGCACCCCCUGCGCCAGCGGAGCCCCGCUGCUCUCUGACCCGAGUGUGGGGGAUGGCACCCAGCCCUGCCCAGGCAGCCGCGUCAGUCAGCCACCUGGGCACCUGGCCGGCCCUGCCUGGUCUUCCCUGCAGUGCAGGUGAGGGGUGAGUCGUUUGCCACCAAGUGGCAGGACCCACAUGACAAGCAGUCACUGGGGGCCUGAUUCACAGCUUUCCAGGAAGUGGUUAACGGGAUCCCAGAGCCCGGGGCUUGAUGAGGUCUCCUGGCUGAGUCACGGUGGCCCCUGGAGGAAGGAGCCGUUACUGAGCCUCUCUGGGCAGCCCCCUUCUCCCCAAGGCCCUAGGACCCCACCAAGACCCCUUAUCCUAGCCUUCAGCUGCUGCAGGCCCAGGCCCCAGGCCUUCCCUUCAGCACCCAAACUGGGGGACUUUCGCAAUGUCAGCUCCGCUGGCCUAGACCUCUGGGUCCAGGCUCUGCUCCUCCAGAUGGUAGAUCCGGGGCCCACAGCUGGAGCCAGGGUCCUGAGCUCCCAAACCGGAUCCCUGAGUCCACUGCUCCAGGGCAGAGGGAGGGGUCUCAGCUAGAGCCCCCAGUCCCCUUAGCGGCUCAUUUCCUCCCAGCAGUCCCACCCCUCCUGUGACCUAUAGCCUGGGGUGGCAGGGACUGAGCCACUCACUCAGUUGGGGGACUGGUCCAACGGCAUUCCACCUCCCAGGAUAAAACCUCGGGUGACCUGUAGGGAACUCCACACACCCCGUCACAGGCAGGACUGCUCUCCCAGCCGUGCCCGUGCCCCUGCUGGCCAUGCUAGUUUCCAGAGCUCCCCCAGCCCUGGGUGGGGGCGGUCUCAGGAUCUUAACCCCACUGUUGCUUCUGGCUUCUUCAGCUUCCCUCCAUGCUGCCAGGAUACCUGCUCCCCCGACCUGUGGGAAGCCCCAGCGGCUGAACCGGAUCGUGGGUGGUGAGGACAGCACCGAUGCCGAGUGGCCCUGGGUCGUGAGCAUCCAGAAGAACGGGACCCACCACUGUGCGGGCUCGCUGCUCACCAGCCGCUGGGUGGUCACCGCCGCCCACUGCUUCAAGGGCAAUCUGAACAACCCAUCCCAGUUCUCUGUGCUGCUGGGGGCCUGGCGGCUGGGGAACCCUGGCCCGAGGUCCCAGGAGGUGGGUAUCGCCUGGGUUCGGUCCCACCCCGUGUACUCCUGGAGAGAGGGCUCCCGUGCGGACAUCGCCCUGGUGCACCUGGAGCACUCCAUCCGCUUCUCUGAGCGAGUCCUGCCCAUCUGCCUGCCUGAUUCCUCCGUCCGCCUCUCUCCGAACACACGCUGCUGGAUCGCAGGCUGGGGGAGCAUCCGUGACGGAGUGCCCCUGCCCCAACCCCAGACCCUGCAGAAACUGGAGGUUCCCAUCAUCGACUCAGAAAUCUGCGGCCGCUUGUACUGGAGGGGGGCAGGGCAGGGGGCCAUCACCGAGGACAUGCUGUGUGCGGGCUACCUGGAGGGGCAGCGAGAUGCCUGUCUGGGUGACUCUGGAGGCCCCCUCAUGUGCCAGGUGGAGGGCACGUGGCUGCUGGCGGGCAUCAUCAGCUGGGGUGAGGGCUGCGCAGAGCGCGAUCGGCCCGGCGUCUACAUCAGCCUGGCCGCCCACCGCUCCUGGGUGAUGCGGAUCGUGCAGGGGGUGCAGCUCCGCGGGCAUUCGCAGAGGAGUGGGCCCUCCCCGGGCCGCGGGCCCUCCGCGGGCGGCGCGCCUUAGGAUCCAGGGAGAUGGGCGGCCACCAUUGUAAGUGAGCCACCUGCCUCCGGGGGGCGCCCGCGUGCCGGCACCGCCGCCUCUGCAGCGAGGCCCCGCCCCGCCCGCGGGAGCACCUUUCUAUGUGUAUAUAUGUUAACGAUUUUUAUAGUUAUUUGUAGCCCUGCCCGCAUAUCUUAUUUAUUCUAAUUUCAAUAAAUUAUUUAUUCCCCUGCUCCUGUUUUUCCAGGUGUGGGGACAUUGGGAAGCAGGGGUACACUUGGGAUUAAAAUGGGGCAGAUGGGUGUGACUCUGUGGUGGCCCCGCCAGGGACCAGGUGUCCUGUGCACCUGUGUUUCAGUAUUCCGACCCCCGGCCUUUGCACUUCUUUCCUAUGCCCCCCUCCCACCGGAAGGCCACAGAGAGAGGAGGCGGGAGGCCCAGCGGGCUGCAGGGCCAGUCCAGGCCCCCAGCCUGCCUGUUGGGUUUCCAAAACUGGGCUAGCGAGGAAAAACCCGCCCAUAUGAGAGUGGGGUGUCCCCUCCCUUCCCUGAGAGCCAGGUCUCCCGGAUUUGGGCUGAGGCAACCAGGGCCUCUGCACCCCCAGGAGCUGACUCAGGAGUGACUCACUGCUGAUUCUGUGAGUAGUCCUACAAGGAUGGAGCAAAACAAUGAGAUGGGAGGUCGCUAAGCCUGGUGACACGGUGGGCUAGAGUCACCUGGCCUGAGCCCACGGCAGGUGGGGGAGCAAGUCCUGGGCCACAGAGGG